Messenger RNA from Paramecium octaurelia, 1264 nucleotides. The record is from the annotation of a GenBank genome assembly. NCBI's taxonomy places the organism in Eukaryota, Ciliophora, Oligohymenophorea, Peniculida, Parameciidae.
CAAUGAUUCGGGCGGUAAUUUUGCUAGGUGGUCCUAGUAGAAAAGCAAGUUAUGGGACAUAUGAAUAGGCAUCUCCUUUAUUUCCGGUUAGUGGAGUGGAAAUAAUCGGUCAUCUCCUAAAUGCAAUCCAGAAAUUACCCAAUUUGAAAGAUUUUGUUCUAAUGGGUUAUUAUGAUAAGAAGUGUUUCUAAUACUUUUAAGAGAAGUACUAGAAAUUAUAUGGCAAAAAUAUACGUUACAUAUAAGAGGAGAGUGAAAUGGGGACAGCAGGUGGAGUAGCAUAAAAUUUGGAAGAAUUGUUUGAAGAAGUCGAAGGUAUAUGAUAAACAUAAUAACACAAGACCUUUUGGUAGUGCAUUCAGAUAUUUGUUGUGAUUUGCAAGCCCAGAAAUUCUAUGAGUACCAUAAGAAGUAAAUUAUAUUGAAUAGCAUCAUUAGUAAAUCUGGUGUUUGCAGUAUAAUGACAGUUCGCGUAUCGAAGGAUGAGUCCACUCGUUAUGGGUGUUUGAUAAAGGAUUCUAAGACAGAUCAAUUGAUACAUCAUGCAGAGAAACCAGAAUAAUACAUUUCAAAUUUGGUAAAUUGUGGAGUAUACAUCUUCAAUUAAACUUUCAAAACCACAAUCUUGAAUGUGAAGGCUAAAAAAGAAGCCAAUUUAAGUGAAGAACUUUAACAUCAACCUUAUGUUAAGUACAUAAAAAGAAGUACAGAUUUGGAUAAGUUGUACUUGUCUUUGGAAAAUGAUGUACUAAAAUAGGCAGAGAGAGACAAAGUUUAUGUAUAUGAACACUAAGGUUUUUGGCAAUCAAUAAAAUCAACAAGCGAUCUUUUGAAUGCAAAUCGACUUCUACUUCAAUAUUAUGGACAAAAUCCUUUCAUAUUCCAAAGUCCUGAUUUUGAAAUCAAAAGUGAUGGAGUAUUGAUUCACAAGAGUGCAAAAAUUCAUCCAUCUGCAAAGUUAGGUAGCAACGUAGUUAUAGGUGCUGGUUGUGAAAUUGGAGAGGGAGUUCGCAUAAAGAACUCAAUUCUAUUAGAUGGCGUAGAAGUCAAAGUAAAAUAUUAUUGUAAAUUAUAGAAUUUCUCAUUUAUUUCAAAUUCAAUAAUCUGCUACAAUUCAAUUCUAGGUUAUUGGUGUAGGAUUGAGGGAGAUGUUCAAUUCCUAGGGCCAUGGGUAAUAGUUGACAAUGAAUUAUAUUUAAGGAAUGUAGUAUGUCUUCAAAACUGCAGAGUGUCUAAAAGUUAAGAUGGAGGUUGUUUGAUGUGA